Messenger RNA from Penicillium bovifimosum, 2511 nucleotides. RefSeq names its product peptide alpha-N-acetyltransferase complex A subunit NAT1. Gene Ontology annotation, biological process: N-terminal peptidyl-methionine acetylation. Lineage: Eukaryota; Fungi; Ascomycota; Eurotiomycetes; Eurotiales; Aspergillaceae. Gene Ontology annotation, cellular component: cytoplasm; NatA complex. The transcript has 3 exons. The record is from RefSeq and is a predicted model, not a curated record. Bases 1 to 2511 code for a protein of 836 amino acids. Gene Ontology annotation, molecular function: protein binding; protein-N-terminal amino-acid acetyltransferase activity.
AUGCCGGAAACAUUGAGCUCCAAGGACCAAUCCUUGUUUCGUCAAGUGGUUCACCACUUUGAGAUGAAACAGUAUAAGAAAGGCAUCAAGACAGCAGAUCAGGUCCUUCGCAAAAACCCCAAACAUGGCGAUACACAAGCCAUGAAGGCUUUGAAUAUGAGUCAAAUUGGACAAAUGGAAGAGGCCUUUGCACUCGCCAAGAAGGCUCUCCAGAAUGACAUGAAGUCGCAUAUCACCUGGCAUGUGUAUGGGUUGCUAUUGCGCCAGGAGAAGAACUAUGAGGAGGCCAUCAAGGCAUACCGAUUUGCUCUGCGCCUUGAGCCCGAAUCGCAGCCCAUUCAGCGUGACCUGGCACUGCUCCAGAUGCAAAUGCGGGAUUACCAGGGAUACAUCCGGAGUCGCAGUGCGAUGCUGCAGGCUCGGCCGGCAUUCCGCCAGAACUGGACCGCGCUUGCGAUCGCUCAUCACUUGGCCGGAGAUUUGGCUGAGGCUGAGAAGGUUCUGACCACCUACGAGGACACACUGAAGGGUGCGGUACCGCACGUCGCCGAUAUGGAGAAUUCAGAGGCCACUUUGUACAAGAAUAGCAUCAUCGCGGAGACUGGAGAUAUUGAGAGAGCCCUAGAACACCUCGAGGCUGUUGGAUACCGAUGCACCGAUGUGCUCGCCGUCAUGGAGAUGAAGGCGGAUUACCUUUUGCGAUUAGGCCGCAAGGCCGACGCGGAGGCGGCAUAUACAGCUCUCCUGGAGCGCAACCCGGAUAACUCCAUCUACUACAAUGGAUUGAUUCUGGCCAAGGGUAUUGCUGAGACCGACCACAAGGCAUUGAAGACUCUAUACGACGAGUGGGUGGAGAAGAACCCCCGCUGUGAUGCCGCUCGUCGCAUCCCUCUUGAUUUCCUUGAAGGUGAUGAGUUCAAGCAGGCCGCCGACGCCUACUUGCAGCGCAUGCUGAAGAAGGGCGUUCCUUCAUUAUUUGUGAAUAUCAAGAACCUCUACGUCAACCCAGCCAAGCGUGACGUCGUACAAGGGUUGGUAGAAGGAUAUCUUUCCGGGGAGGCAGCGAACGGGUCCGCGGAAUCAAACGGGGAUGAUAAGCACAACGAAUUCCUAUCAAGCACAUACUACUUCCUCGCUCAACACUACAACUACCACCUCAGCCGCAACCUCUCUAAGGCUAUGGAGAAUGUUGAGAAAGCCAUUGAGCUGUCACCAAAGGCCGUGGAAUAUCAUAUGACCAAGGCGCGAAUCUGGAAGCACUACGGAAACCCCGAAAAGGCAGCAGAGGAGAUGGAGAAGGCUCGACUGCUGGAUGAGAAGGAUCGCCACAUCAACACCAAGGCGGCCAAAUACGCGCUCCGAAACAACGAUAACGAGAAGGCUCUGGACCUCAUGAGCAAAUUUACGCGCAACGAGACCGUCGGUGGCACUUUGGGUGAUCUUCACGAGAUGCAGUGCACCUGGUUCUUGACUGAGGAUGCCGAGGCGUUCCUCCGACAGAAGAAGCUGGGUCUCGCCCUGAAGCGCUUCCAUUCAGUUUACAACAUUUUCGACACUUGGCAAGAAGACCAGUUCGACUUCCACGGCUUCUCUCUCCGCAAGGGCAUGAUCCGAGCCUACGUUGAUAUGAUUCGCUGGGAAGAUCGCCUGCGCGAGCACCCCUUCUACACACGGAUGGCCAUUGGAGCUGUCAAGGCCCACCUUCUUCUUCACGACCAGCCGGACCUUGUGCAUGGACCUAUUCCCAGCGGAGUCAAUGGACUCGACUCAACCGACGAGAACCAGAGAAAGAAGGCUCUCAAGAAGGCCAAGAAGGAGCAGCAGCGCUUGGAGAAACUCGAAGCCGAUAAACGUGCAGCAAGGAAGGCGGCUGCCGCCAAUGCCAAGAGUGCGGACGGAGAGACCAAGACGGAAGAUCCCGAUCCUAUGGGCAACAACUUGGUCCAGACCCAGGAUCCCAUGAAGGAUGUCUUGAAGUUCCUGACGCCACUACUUGAGUCCAGCCCCCAGAACGUCGAAGCCCAAUGCCUCGGCUUCGAGGUCCACUCUAGGAGAAACAAGCACCUCCUCGCCGUCAAGUGCCUUGCCGCCGCUCACUCCAUUGAUCCCUCCAACCCCACUCUACACCUUCAAUUGCUUCGCUUCCGUCAGUCUCUCGAUAGCCUCUCCGAGCCUCUUCCCGAGCCGGUCGCCGAAGUAGUCAAUGCCGAAUUCGACAAGCUGCUCCCGAAAUCCCAGAAUCUUGAAGAGUGGAACGAGUCUUACCUCUCUGCUAACAAGGGCAGCGUCUCACACGUGCACGCCGGCUUGUCUGGCCGCCAACUCCUGAAGCCGGAGUCCAAGUCGCAAUGUGAGCAAGACCUGCUUGCUACUCUCGAUUCGUCCGAUAUUACCAUUGACGAGGCUAUCGCCGGCUUGGAUGUUUUGGAUAAGUGGGGCAGCGAAAAGACUGCAUACGCCGAGAAGGCUAGCAAGAAGUGGCCAGAGUCUUCCGUCUUUGUGCUGAACUGA